Molecule: messenger RNA, 603 nt
Organism: Gongylonema pulchrum
Lineage: Eukaryota; Metazoa; Nematoda; Chromadorea; Rhabditida; Gongylonematidae
Source: the annotation of a GenBank genome assembly
AUGGACCAGGUACAUACAUUGCAGGAGAUGCAGCGCAAUCUGGUGGCAUUGCUGGGAGGGCAGCUGCGAGGUUUCGCGACCAGCAGCCGAUGUAUGCGCGAGAAGAUCAAAGUGGCCAAUCCGGUUGUGGAUCUGGAUGGCGACGAAAUGACCCGGAUUAUUUGGGCUGAAAUUAAGAAAAAACUUAUUUUGCCGUAUCUCGACAUUGACAUCAAAUACUACGACCUUGGCUUGCCGAAUCGUGACCGAACAGACGACCAAAUCACACAUGACGCAGCAGAGGCAAUCAAGAAGUAUAAUUACAAAGCGACGGACGCUGUUGUAAGCCAAGGAACGAAAUUUGAACUGUGCGAAGUUGCUGACGGACCGGAGAAGCGUCACGAUGUGUUCACAUUCAAUGACAGCGGCGGAGUUAUCAUGGGAAUGUAUAACACUGAUGAGGUUAAAUUUUUGAACUCUUUUCUCGUAAACUCACAUCCAUACGCUUGGCUGUGGCUUGGGAUUGCUGGUAACUUGGCAAGAUCAAGUCAGGGCAGGCAGAUUUCUUACCUUGGGAUGCUGCGUAUAUCUCGCGAUUUGUCACACAACCGAGGCGAAAAAUAA